Molecule: messenger RNA, 1503 nt
Organism: Hansenula anomala
Lineage: Eukaryota; Fungi; Ascomycota; Saccharomycetes; Phaffomycetales; Wickerhamomycetaceae
Exons: 1
Coding region: 1-1503 (500 amino acids)
Biological process (GO): transmembrane transport
Cellular component (GO): membrane
Molecular function (GO): transmembrane transporter activity
Source: RefSeq, a predicted model, not a curated record
AUGCCUUACAUCAUUGAUAGAACUAGAUUUCAACAAAAAACACCUUUGUUUUUACAAAGCAAAAUCCUCAUCUUUUUGAUGAUUAUGACAAGUACCAUGUUGGAUUUAUUCAACGUCACCUCCAUAUUGGUUUCAGUUAGAUAUCUUCAUGAACAUUACAAUGUCUCACCAGCGCCUAUUGCCUCAUGGUCACUAUCUGCUUAUGCUGUUACAUUUGCAGGGUUUAUUGGAUUUGCUGGUAGAAUUGGAGAUAUCAUUGGCCAUGAUACUCAAUUUAUUAUUGGUUCAAUUGUUUUCGCGAUAAUUUCAUUAAUAUGUGCAGUUGUCAAUAAUAUUUAUGUCUUUAUAGUGUUUAGAGCUUUCCAAGGUAUGGCUGCUGCUACUUUAAUUCCAAGCUCUUAUGCAUUGAUGGCUCAUAUGUUUGAAGGGAAACAAUUGAAUAUGGCAAUCACUGUAUUGUCAGGUAUGCUUUCUAGUGCAAAUGCUGGAGGGUUAAUAGUUGGUGGUGCUUUCCUUGAAUCUAGUGUGAAAUAUAAGGGUAUCACCUAUGUUUCAUUUGCAAUUUCAUUACUUUUAGGUAUAAUUGCGUUUUUCAAUUUCCCAAUAGUAUCUAGAAAUAAAGAUAAAUUGAGAGACUUAGAUUACAUUGGAUCUUCAAUAUUGAUUAGUGGAUUGUUAUUGAUUAUUGUUGGAUUCACAGAAGCUGGUGAACAUUGGAAUAGCCCAAAGACUUAUGUUAUAUUACCAAUUGGUUUUGUGUUGGUUGGUGUGUUUAUCAUUUAUGAAAACUAUGUUUCACCUAAAAUGUUUCCUAAUACUCAUCUUUUGAUUCCAAAACCAGUUUGGACAAUUCCAAAUUUCAUUCCUUUAGUUUUCAAUUCAAUUUUAAAUUUCAGUGGUUAUUUUGGAAUGAUUUUUAUUUCAACUUCAUAUUUCUUAUAUAUUGAUGAUGUCUCUCCUUUAAUUACAGGUGUUAGAUAUUUACCAUUUAUUGUGACUUUAUUAUUUACGUUGACUUUAAUGUCACAAAUUUAUGGUGUGUUUUCUCCAAAAUGGGUCUCCACAUUAGGUUUCUUAAUUGGUGUUGGUGGAUUGAUUCUUUUUUCAAGAGUUGAUUAUAAAGUUUCAUAUUAUUAUUGGAAGUUUUCAUUCACUGGUCAAGUUUUGUUAGGUUUUGGAAGUGUUUUAUAUUUCAUUCAUUAUUUAAACAUGAUAAUCACUGCUACACCUUUGAAAUUUCAAGGUAUAGUUACGGGUAUUGCUCAAACGUUUGCUCAAUUUGGUAUUGCAUUAUCAUUUGCUGUGAUUACAUCCAUUGUUGGUGAUACGAGUGAUAAAGAAAAAUUGCAUAAAAGAUAUAUCAAUGCAACCUAUUUUUGCUUAGCUUGUUAUGGAUUGGGGACAUUAGUUUUGUUAUUUUUCGUCCACGAUGUUGCUCCUACAUAUCCAGCAAAAGAUGAUACAACUGAUGAUACUGAUCAAAAUACAGGGGAAAAAGUCUAG